UUAAUAGAUCAUAUGAGCACUUUCCCCUAAUAGAGAUCUAACCCAUUUCAGAAUAGACGUAGAGAUUACCUAUUUUUUUCCGUCAUUCAACUCUCGGUGGAUCUGCUUGUUCGUGUGUCCUUUGACCAGAGUUUUUGGUGAUGAUGAUGAUGACGAUGGCAUUGUGAUCUGUCGUUUCGAAGGCGGAGGAAAGGUGCGCACCGAGUAAAACAAACAUCCACCUCGUGCUUCGACCACCGCGGUGAAUGAACAUGAAUAGCGGCAGACUUUAUUCACGACUGCGGUUAUGUCGGUUUUAUUCCGGCGGCAUGAGAGCGACGUAUCACCGAACGCUGGACAGGAUCGAGUUAAUGCUGCCGCCUAAAUUAAGACCUGUCUACAAUCAUCCUGCUGGGCCAAAGACAGUUUUCUUCUGGGCGCCUGUUUUUAAAUGGGGUUUAGUUGCGGCUGGAUUCUCUGAUAUGACCCGGCCUCCAGAAAAGCUCAGCGUCUCCCAGUCCUGCGUCAUCACAGCUACUGGAUUGAUCUGGUCAAGGUACUGUCUUGUGAUUAUCCCCAAGAACUGGGCUCUGUUUGCUGUAAACUUUUUCCUGGGCAUAUGUGGAAGCAUCCAGCUCUUCAGGAUAUGGAGGUACAACCAAGAGCUCAAGCAGAAAGAAGCGGAAGUGCAGCAGACCUGAAAAGCCACAAAAGUGUUCUGCUGUUGUUCAGUUACUGUAAAAGCAAUGAAUCAGCCUUUUGCACACUACCGCCAUGUGAUUUAGAUCAAAGGAAUCUGUGUGAAAUAGAGGUUUAUUUUACCAAAAAAUAAUCAUUUCUUAUUUAAAUUCUGUCACGCACAUCUGUUGUGAUACGAUGAUUGUAUUUCUGAUGUUCUCGAUUGAUCCGUUUCUCAGUUUUAAAGGGGUCAUAUUAUAGUAGUAAUAAUAAUAAUAAAAUGGUGUGCCUAUAAAAGCGUUCGUUUUUAUUCGUGCCAAGACAUUUUUCAACACACAUAUAAUGUACAAGUUCCUCAUUUAUAUUCAAUUCAUGUUUAUUUACUGGAUAUAGCACUUUUACAUUGUAGAUUGUGUCAAAGCAGCUUAACAUUGACGUUCUAGAUUUAUAUCUGUCACUUGAAUGAUAAAAUGAUGCUAAAUUACUGUUUAUAACUGGACAAAUUUCCAGUCACUUGUUUGUUACUGUUAGAUCUAUUUCAAAUGUUUAUACAUGAAUAGUGUUGCCAGAUUGGGUCUUUUUAAAUUUGAUUGUGCUUGCCCCAGGCGAGGGCUAUGCGGUCAUACGAAGUCUGUGCCGGACCAUACACAUGUGUUUAACGCAGAAGUAUAAAUUAGCCUUUAGUUGCUGUAUGGUUAAAGUAUGACAGUUAAAGUAACUAGGCUAAUUUCUGAUUUAAAUCAAUUAAAAUAUUAAUCUAAUCUAAUAGUUUGGGCGUUUUUUGUGUAGGUUUUGGACUGGAAAAAGUCAGCUAUAUCUGGCAACACUGUACAUUGAAUCAACUUCCGUUAUAGCUUUGCUCACUCGCUGAUUGUAGGUUUGGUGUUACUGUACCUAAUAUAGAUUUUGAACUCUAUGCUGAAUAUAUGUAAUGUGACACAACCACAAAAUAAUCUGCUAAAAUGUGCCGUUCAAACUGCUUAGCUCAGAUUGAAAUAAUAUUCAGGCAUACUGUUCAAAACGAAA
Molecule: messenger RNA, 1683 nt
Organism: Danio aesculapii
Lineage: Eukaryota; Metazoa; Chordata; Actinopteri; Cypriniformes; Danionidae
Gene: mpc2a
Product: mitochondrial pyruvate carrier 2a
Exons: 5
Coding region: 246-680 (144 amino acids)
Biological process (GO): pyruvate import into mitochondria
Cellular component (GO): mitochondrial inner membrane
Molecular function (GO): pyruvate transmembrane transporter activity
Source: RefSeq, a predicted model, not a curated record